AUGAAAACCGAGUGGUAUGCGCUUGCGUUUCUGCUGGGCGCCGUGCGGGCCCGAGUCGAAGACCUGAAAGACCUUGAGAAGGCGUACCAAGAAGGAAAGACGCCCGAUACGACGAAGGUUCACGGCGUGGAUGUUUCCACACUCUCGCAGACUCCACCCCAAGGUGAACAGAUCCCAACCGAUGGCUGGACUGCGGACUGUACUUCCACUGAGAGUGGCCACGACUGCAACCUAGCCUUUGAUUCCGACAACGGUACCUACUGGCAGAGUGCUAGCGGUGGGAACGCCCAAUCCAUCACCAUUCAUCUCGGGGGUGAUGAGGUGGCUAUCAGUGGUCUCAUAGUUGUACCUCUCCAAGGUGGAGAUGAGACUCAUUUCAUCGAGGAACACGAAGUCUUCUUGAGUACCGACGGUGAAAACUGGGAUCGUGUUGCCUAUGGAACCUGGUGGCCGGAUGACAGUCAGAAGGUAUCAGCAUUUCAACCACGCAAAGCCAAGCAUGUACGCUUGUCAGGCCCUGCUCCAAACGGUAUUGCCAUCGACGAUAUCGCCAUCUACCAAGAUAAAUACAUCAAGCCUAAUCCCUCCAAGCUUGGAGCUUGGGGCCCAACGAUCGAUUUCCCUGUUGUUCCAGUUUCGGCUGCCGUCGAUGCACACACUGGAGACGUGGUUGCUUGGUCCGCUUGGGGUUACGACCAGUUCGUUGCCGGCAAGGGAGCGAAGACCCAAACCGCUACAUGGAGUCCCAACAAACAAACUGUGACCAAGCGUACUGUCUCCGACACCCACCAUGACAUGUUCUGUUCGGGUAUUUCGCUGGACGAGGACUCGAAGAUUAUCGUGACUGGCGGAGCUGAUGGAGGACAGACUAGCAUCUACAACACUACCGAUGAUGCCUGGUUCCAGGCGGCGGGUAUGGUUCAGAGUCGCGGAUACCAAGCAUCUGCCACCUUGUCUGACGGGCGCAUUUUCGUGAUUGGAGGAUCCUGGAGUGGAGGUGUCGGCGGCAAGAACGGCGAGGUCUACGACCCGAAGACCAACACAUGGACUUCGCUCGACGAUGCAAAGGUUGUGAAGAUGUACACCAAGGACCGAAGGACCUACAGGCGCGACAACCACGGAUGGCUAUUCGGUUGGACUGACGGCUACACUUUCCAGGCAGGCCCAUCUCAGCAGAUGAACUGGUAUGGCUCUUCCGGCACUGGUACUCAGCAAGGUGCAGGCCAGCGUACUGGUGACCAGGACGCCAUGUGCGGCAAUGCAGUCAUGUAUGACAAUGGAAAGAUCCUCACCUUUGGCGGCUCUCCAUGGUAUGAGGACAAAAACGCUACCACCAAUGCCAACAUCAUCUCCCUUGAUAAGCCCGACCAGGAUGCCACUGUCUUGCCGAAUGCUGGCGGCGGCAUGCACUACGCGCGAACCUUCCACUCUUCUGUCGUUCUCCCCGAUGGGUCAGUGUUUGUCAACGGUGGCCAGUCCUAUGGAGUACCUUUCGGUCAGGACAAUGUCCAGAUGACCCCAGAGCUGUUUACUCCCGAUUCCUCGAACGAGCAAGGAGGCACCUGGCAGGACCUGGAGACCAACACCAUCAUCCGAGUGUACCACAGUCUUUCCUUGUUGCUCCAAGAUGGCACCGUUUUCACUGGUGGUGGCGGUCUCUGUGGAGAGUGCGCAUCCAACCACUUCGAUGGUCAAAUCUACACCCCCGCUUAUCUGCUGAAUGAGGAUGGGUCCCCCCGUGAUCGUCCUGAGAUCCAGAGUGUAUCUCCCAGCUCCGUCAAGCCUGGCGCGAUUGUCGAGGUCACCACUGCUGGCCCGGUUGACACCAAGGCGUCCAUCAUUCGCUAUGGUUCCACUACCCAUACCGUCAACACUGACCAGCGCCGCAUCGCUGUUGAGUUGAAGUCGACUGGUGACAACAAGUACACCUUUGACAUCCCCUCUGAGCCAGGCCAGGCUCUGCCUGGGUACUAUAUGCUCUUCGUCAUGAAGGAUGGAACGCCCAGCCACUCUGUCAAUGUUCAAGUCACUUCUGAGUAA
Messenger RNA from Penicillium angulare, 2040 nucleotides. RefSeq lists its product as uncharacterized. The transcript has a single exon. The record is from RefSeq and is a predicted model, not a curated record. Lineage: Eukaryota; Fungi; Ascomycota; Eurotiomycetes; Eurotiales; Aspergillaceae. Bases 1 to 2040 code for a protein of 679 amino acids. Gene Ontology annotation, molecular function: protein binding.